This is a messenger RNA of Porites lobata, 663 nucleotides long. The record is from the annotation of a GenBank genome assembly. NCBI's taxonomy places the organism in Eukaryota, Metazoa, Cnidaria, Anthozoa, Scleractinia, Poritidae.
AUGGGCGUCUUUCCUUCGGUAGUAGCGAGCCUUUCUUUCGUCAUUCUUAUUUGCAAUAUUGCUGGGAAUCUUCUCGUGAUUUUAGUUAUUUGUAAAAACAAGAAACAAAGUGGUGCCAAUGCCUUUCUUCUUUCGAGCCUCGCCUGCUCAGAUUUGGGGCUCGCCAUCGGUAUUUUUCUGUACACAAUUUUCAUCUCUUACAAGAUAACAAAUGGAAAUUUUGCUGAUUUUAUUUUACACGCUCUGAUUUCUGUCUACCUGUUAGUUGUAUUGGCUGUGGAAAGGUAUUAUGCUAUUUUGAAGCCCUUCCUGCACUUGACAAGGAUCGUGAAAUCUCUAAUGACCAAAGUCGUGUUUGCUGUUUGGACCUUUGCUGUUGUUUUGAGCUGCCCAGGAUUUUUUUUCGAGACACAGCUAAGUAAAUACAAGGGAAAGAAGCUCACCUCAAUGAAUGAAACAACAGAAGUACCAACCUGGUUCAAACCCCUUAGCAUCGUGUACAGUUAUAUUAUCCUGUUAUUCGGCCUUAUUCUACCGGCUACCAUCAUGAUUUUCUGUUAUUCCAGCGUUAUUCAUCAUGUCUGGUUCAACACGGAUGCUUCCAAACUUACAAAUACUGCUUUAUUAUUAUCACGACGCAAAUUAACAAAAUUUUCAUCAUAG